Messenger RNA from Ruditapes philippinarum (Manila clam), 565 nucleotides. RefSeq lists its product as uncharacterized. Lineage: Eukaryota; Metazoa; Mollusca; Bivalvia; Venerida; Veneridae. The record is from RefSeq and is a predicted model, not a curated record. Bases 1 to 513 code for a protein of 170 amino acids. The transcript is spliced from 3 exons.
AUGAUUUAUGAUCACAAGAAAAUACAUAACGAGAGCAAAUACUUUGAAUCAAAAGACGGUGACAGUUUCGUCUUAUCUAUAUCAGCAGUAAAGUCAAAAGACAUUGGGAAUUAUCUUGUAAACUGUGGAAACCCAGGUUAUACUAACCGGUCUUAUCUAAAAGUUGCUGUGAAUGGUUGUAACGAAAAAUGUGGCGAACCUUUAUUUACAAACAACAUCACAGAAGAAGAUUCAGUUACAUUUAAAUUGACUGUUUACCCUGGUAAAGACGUGACCGUGGAAAAGAAACUAGCGUCGACGUUUGGACAAAUAAAAGGUGGAAAAUACAAUAUUACAGAGUUUGCAGAGGAAAGGAUGCAUAGCCUCUAUAUUUUAGAAAAAGACUUUAGUGACAGAGACGAACACAGAGUAAAUUGCGGGAACAUAUUGCCGAAUUCAAUACGUCUGAACAUUGUUUCACCAGAAAACAUUGACGUUAAUGUAAGUGAUGUUGCUGGAAGGAAAACAUGGUAAGGUUCAAUGUAUUGCUAAGAACAGCACACUACAGUCAAGGCCGGAACUUUUU